Messenger RNA from Anneissia japonica, 4198 nucleotides. Its product is annotated as E3 ubiquitin-protein ligase MIB2-like. Gene Ontology annotation, cellular component: cytoplasm. Bases 99 to 3158 code for a protein of 1019 amino acids. Lineage: Eukaryota; Metazoa; Echinodermata; Crinoidea; Comatulida; Comatulidae. Gene Ontology annotation, molecular function: zinc ion binding; ubiquitin-protein transferase activity; protein binding. Gene Ontology annotation, biological process: protein ubiquitination. The transcript is spliced from 21 exons. The record is from RefSeq and is a predicted model, not a curated record.
ACGCGAACACUUCGUCUUCGUCCGUCGCUGCAUACACAAUGGCUACCAUUAAAUUCUAAAAAUCAAGAGGAGUCUAGUUGUUAGAUUACAGUGUGACCAUGAGUGUUGGUACAAGGGUUGUACGCAGUGGCAACUGGUCACAAGGCCAAGUGGAUGGAGGUGAAGGCCACAUGGGAACUAUCUUCCAACCUGAAAACAAACCACCAUUGUCAGAUAAAUGUCACGUGGUCUGGGAUAAUGGAAACACAACCGUUUGUAAGAUAGGAAUUGAUGGAGAAUUACUGAUAUACGACAAUGCACCAACGGGUGCUAGUCACCCAAACGUGAAGUGUGAUUCAUGUAAUAAAGAAGCUUUUCUUGGUGUACGAUGGAAGUGUAAUGAAUGCUACAACUAUGAUCUCUGCAAUUCAUGUUAUAUGAGCCAAAAACAUGAUCUGGAUCAUCAGUUUUUAAGAAUUACUCAUGAAGGGGGUCAAAGAGUGCCUGUUGAAAAGAGACAUGGGUCAGUAAUGUUGCAGGCUUGGGGGAUCAGUAAAGGCGCAGAGGUGACUCGUGGAAUUCAUUGGAAAUGGGAAGAUCAAGAUGGAGGAAAUGGAAAAACUGGUAUCGUAAAAUCGAUAGCAAAUUGGAAUAAAAGUUCGUGGAGAAGUGGAGCCAAAGUGGAAUGGAAAAAUGGAAGCGUUAAAGGUUAUCGAAUUGGUUUCGAGGGUCAAGUUGAUCUGAAGUAUGUAAAGGAACACAAAUCUGAGCAGUACUAUCGUAGUCAUCUUGCUCAUGUUGAAGCUGCGAGUGACAGAGGAAAAGCAUCGAAAGUAACAGAGAAACCAUCUUAUGAACUCAAGAAGGGAGACAAAGUUUCCGUACGAAGUGUGAGCAUGGAUCUAUUUGAACUGAUGCAGGCAGAUUACGGGGGCUUCUCUGAAGACUUAGCUAAGGUUAUUGGCAAGACUGGUACUGUGGAGGAAGUUCUGACGUUUAAGAACGAAAUGUUUCCUAGAAUCAAGUUUGAUGACAAUGUCUAUACCAUAAAUCCGAAACUGUUGGACAAAGUACAACCGAAUGUCGAUAGGCCAUCGGACGAUUUCCUACAGAAAAUAUCCAACAUAAAAGAUAAAAAUGAAAAACCACCAACGACAAAUGAUAUAACGUCACCCAACAGGCCACAGCCGACGCCUGGUAAAAUAGGCAUAUCCUUCAAAGUUGGCGACACUGUACGUGUGAAGUGGAUCGAAGAAAGUCAGUAUAAGGAGUUGCAGAGUAAACAUGGCGGAUUUGUUGAUAAAAUGCUCAGUGUUCGAUGCAAAACGGGUCGUAUUGAGGCCAUAUUAAACGGUCGUACUCCCCGUGUACGCUUUGAUGCUAAUACAGUUUGGAACAUCAAUCCUGAGUGCUUGGAACUAACUGACGAGGGAGAAGACUUCGUGCAAACAAUUUCUCAAAGACCUGACGAGAAGAAAAAUACAACAAAACCAAGUGGUCCGAUCAUCAAAACUACCAAAUUUGCUUCAGGUGAUAAAGUUUGUGUGAAAAAUAUCGAAGAAUUUCAAAUGGCAGAAAUGCAAAAAGGAUUCAGUGAAUUCGAUUCAGAAAUGAAAGCGGUAUGUGGUAAAACAGGAACUGUGCUCGAUGUCGACGAUGAAACCAAAGCUGUCACAGUGUCAGUGGGAGGGAGAUCGUGGAAGUUCAAUCCACAAUGCAUUGGUCUUGUCGAACAAGGUCCAAAGUCAAAAAGAAUACAUGGUACAUUAUCCUCAACAUCAUCCAAUCAAAAGACUGAUGACGGACCCUUAAGAGCUGGAGACAUUGUGAAAGUGAAAGACAUGACGAUAGACAAAAUGAUUAGCCUUCAAAAUGGUCAUGGAGGUUUCGCCCUUGAGAUGACGCAGACAAUCGGGAAAACCGGUCAAGUAAUGAAGGUGGAUUCUGACGGAGAUGUUUUGGUAAACUUCACUAUUCAUCGCCCUUUUUACUAUAAUCCUGCUUGUCUUGAGCUACAGUCUCGUAGUGAUGGUACAUCACCUCGUACAGGCCCAAACAUAGAGGACGCUCUUUUUCAGUUGUUACUUGGUGGUCAAAGCACAGAUUUUGUGUUGGUUAAAGCCGCACAAAAUGGGGAUUUAUCAACUGUAGACCGGUGUAUUAGGAGUAACCCAUCUUCGGUGGACAUAAUGGUGCAGAACGUGACAGCAAUAAUGGCAGCAUGUGCUAAGGGACAUAAGGCUGUUGUCGAGCGUCUGUUGCAGGCGGGUAGUGACAUGGAAAAACGAGACAAAGACGGUUGGACUGCUGUAUUUUUUGCUGUAUACGGGAACAGUUCCGCAGUUGUCGAAUUACUGCUUUCCAAGCGUUGUAACGUGAACGCGCGUAGUAAUAACGGCAACACUUGCCUGCACAUAGCAUCACGACGGGGUUACGAAAGGUGUGUCGCAGUGCUUCUCUCGACUCGUUAUAACUGUGACCCUAACAUAAAGGACAAUGACGGAGACACUGCACUUCAUGAGGCUACUUCUAACAAACAUGGCAGCGUUACAACUUUGUUGGUUCAACAUCCUAAUAUCAAUUUAUUGCUCAACAACGGCAAGGGUAUGAACGCCUUUCACCUUGCAGCAGCGCACGAUGAUGUUGUGUCACUUCAGAAAAUGGUUCAGAAAAACUCGAACGUAAUGAAUUCGAGGAAAUCGGACGGCUUGACAGCACUACACCUUGCCGCAAUGAACGACAGCCCCAAUGCUGUGAAGUAUUUCAUCUCAACGCCUAUGUGUAAUAAGAAUAUCCAAGACGGACGUGGUUCAACCCCUCUACAUUGUGCUGUAGGCAAAGGUCACAACCAAGUUAUCGAACUUCUUGUGAAGGGAGGGGCAAACAUGGACGUUCAAGACAACGAUGGUGACACGAGUCUACACCUGUCCAUGAUGACCAGCGAAUUGACCAGUCUGCCACCCGAGUUAUUACUGCUCGGUGCGCUAGCAGGUGCAGGCCUAGGGGGUACUUCCCGGAAAGGUGUUGCCAUCGCGUGUUUUCUUGUUGUAAAUGGUGCAAACCUGAAUAUACGAAACAAACGGGGUAAAACACCGCUUGACUUGGCUGGUAAUCAAGAAGUCCGCAACAAACUUCGUGCAGCCCAGCUUCAGAGACAGAUUCACGGACGAUUGUUCUAAUUACCAACAACUGAACAGUUCAUUUCUGCUUCUGAUAUUCAUGAAUCUGUAUUGUUCGUGAACGUCAACAUGUAUCAUUUUCAUUCACUUUACAACUUUGAAAUUAAUAACUUAACUUCGUUGUUUUAAAUAUACGUAGAUUUGGAUUUCCAUUAUUAUUGUAUAUCAUUGUGAGUAGAACUACCCAUGACUACGGCCGUGCACAGGUCUCGUUACCCCAUGUGUUCACUGUCGGCUACACUUACCCCACCGUGUUCGAAAUUUCCCUCUUUCAGAACGAAAAUUGAUAAUAAAAAUCUGAAAAUAUGGGUAGUAAGUUGCGUGUGUUUGCACAACCUACACAGUUGAAUUUAAUUGUUUUCUGAUGUUCACAUCAGUUUAAUUAUAGUUAUAUAUACAAUAGUUAGAAAUAUAUAUCUAUGGCAGUGUAAUAUGUUCAUCUAUUGUAUUUUAAGGACGGCGAAAAAUAUGGAAAAUCGGUUCAUGCUAGAUCUUCUACUCACAUAGAGGGCGCUCAUCAAUUUCUUUAUACAUCGUUAUCAUCUACAUCUUUAUACAAAUUUGGAAAUUUUAUCAGUAACAUUUAAAACUCAAUUAAUAUUGUAAAUAUUAAAAACAAACUAAACGAGGUUAUCAUCUAUGCCCAGUUUGAAAAAAAAAAAUCUAAAUACAAAUAGGCCUAAUCAUCACUCCAAAUGAAUUUGUUUAAAGAUUUAAAACUCAAAUACUUUCAUAAACACUAAAAACAAAUUGAGGAAUGCUGGUAAUUUUUACGUAUUUCCUUGCCAACAAAUGUUAUCGUAUGUUUUAGAAGAAUUUCAGUUGGUAAUGGUAAAGUAAGAAAGACUAUAAUACAUUAUAAUUAUUCAUUAAUAUAAUCAGCGAAUCAAUUGAUCUGCUGGUUGUAUAACAUUCAUAAUUGGUAACAGAAAAUCAAUUCAUUUUAGAGUAGGCCAACAUGUUUUAACUUGACAUAUCGUCUGUUGUAAUAAAAUAUGUUUUGAAUAAACAUUUUUUUCGAGAGAAUCAUCCAGAUCGAA